UGUUACGAUGAUGGAAGUAGUAGUAGUAGUAGAAGAAGAAGAAGGAUGUUCGACGCCAAAACGCGAUGAUUGUCAAAUUCCGGCGAUGGUGGGACCACCUCCGCCGCCGAGGAAGAAGCGGACGUACGACUGCGGCGGAGAUAAAAGGAAGCCACCGGAAAAUGGGUAUUUUCAAGCGCCUGAAAUUGAACUUUUCUUCGCCAUGCAACCUAGAUGUACUCAAGGGACUUUUGCUUAGUUAUUUAAUUAAUUAAUACUUAUAUAGAUUAGUGUAUUAUGUAUAUAUCCCCCCUAAUCCGAUGUUAAACUCCAAAGUCCCCACUAAUUGGCUGGUUUAAUUUUUGUUUAGCCAAUUAAACGUUUUGUUAUUUUGUUACUAGUACUAGUGGUAAUUACUAGG
Molecule: messenger RNA, 400 nt
Organism: Solanum stenotomum
Lineage: Eukaryota; Viridiplantae; Streptophyta; Magnoliopsida; Solanales; Solanaceae
Product: cyclin-dependent protein kinase inhibitor SMR5-like
Exons: 1
Coding region: 8-238 (76 amino acids)
Biological process (GO): regulation of DNA endoreduplication
Source: RefSeq, a predicted model, not a curated record